This is a messenger RNA of Verticillium alfalfae VaMs.102, 696 nucleotides long. RefSeq lists its product with no specific name. Lineage: Eukaryota; Fungi; Ascomycota; Sordariomycetes; Glomerellales; Plectosphaerellaceae. The record is from RefSeq and is a predicted model, not a curated record. The transcript has a single exon. The coding region runs from base 1 to 696 and encodes 231 amino acids.
AUGUCCGCACCCCACGACGGCUACGGCCAACAGCCCUACACCGAUGAACCACAGCAGGGCUUCGAAGGCCAAUCCGAGGCGCCUCACGCUCAAGCAGCCGACCAUGCCAAGAAGAAGAAGCGAGGAUACGCCUCCCAGGCCUACGAGUUUGGCGCUGGCGCAAAUACCGGUGUAGCUGGCCAGGUCCCCGCCGCCGGCCCCCAGCAGUAUGGCAUCCCCUCCCAGCCUCAGACGCCAGCCUACGCCGCCGCCGGCUACCCUGGACAGGAUCCCUCGCAGCAGCUGCAGCAGCAGCAGCCUGGUGUUCCUCAGUACGGUGCUGGCGCUCCCGCCUACGGCGCCCCCCAGCCUCUUGCGCCCCAGCCCGGCGCUCCUCAGCCCGCCGCCUACGGAUACCAGGCUCCGGAUGUUGGCUAUCCCGGCCCCGGCCAGGGCGCCCCCGCUCCCAAUGCGCCUGGCGUCGCCGGCAUCAACCAGCAGAUGGCCGGCAUGAACCUCGGGCCCGGCGGACAGUCUCAACCCCAGCCCGCCCAGGCCGCCCGCCCCGUGGCUCUGAACCAGCUCUACCCCACUGACCUCCUGAACCAGCCCUUCAACGUCUCCGAGCUGGAUCUGCCGCCACCUCCCAUCAUCCUGCCCCCCAACGUGAGUCUCACACCCUCUCGCUCCUCUCCUCCGUGUCACAGCGGCUCCUAA